AUGGCAGAUGGCUCAAACUGGAUUGAUGCAAAAGAUGAAGAAGAUGAAAAAGAAGGCUCUGCAACUGGAGAUGGAGGCUGUGGAGCUCUUUAUACUCUUUUUCUAGCAAGAGUCUUUCGUCUACGCUGUAUCUGCAAAAACGCAAGGCAGUACCAACGUACACCAAACGAAGAUGACAUUGCACGUCUACUUCGAAAAGGGGAGGAAAGAGGCUUCCCAGGUAUGCUUGGCUCUAUAGAUUGUAUGCAUUGGGUAUGGAAGAACUGCCCUACAGGGUGGCAUGGCACACACAGGGGAGGAAAUCAUAAGCCUACCCUCAUAUUGGAAGCGGUUGCAUCGAAAGAUCUGUGGGUAUGGCAUGCUUUCUUUGGUAUGGCUGGUUCAAACAAUGACGUGAAUGUCUUAGAUCAUUCCCUAGUAUUCAAUAGCCUAAUCAAUGGCACAAUGCCUCUGAUUAAUUAUGAGGUAAAUGGGCAUCGACGUGCAAUAGGGUAUUACCUAUCUGAUAGUAUUUAUCCCAUGUGGACAACUUUGAUUCAGAUCAUCCCACACCCAACAACUGGCAAAGAAAAAUUAUUUGCUAACAAACAAGAAGUUGUUCGGAAAGAUGUUGAAUGA
This is a messenger RNA of Cornus florida, 618 nucleotides long. RefSeq lists its product as uncharacterized. The transcript has 2 exons. The record is from RefSeq and is a predicted model, not a curated record. The coding region runs from base 1 to 618 and encodes 205 amino acids. Lineage: Eukaryota; Viridiplantae; Streptophyta; Magnoliopsida; Cornales; Cornaceae.